AUGGCCACUACUGAGUGUGCUACCAAGGACUGGCAAACUCACAAAAAAUCGUGCAAACGACAAAAUUUCAUCUUGAGAGUUGACUUAUGCCCUCGAUAUCUCAUCAAUCCCCGCGUUACGCGAACUCUUUCAUGCCCUGCUACUGCUACGUUUGCCGAUCUGCAUGACGCGCUUCAAAUUUCAUUCGGCUGGAAGAACUGCCAUCUUCAUGAGUUUGAAGUUCUGAGUCACAGCGAAUUCAUAGGCUACAAGUCCUCUUUCAGCCCGGGAGCAGCGCUUCUCCUCAUAAGUCCAGAUAUACUAGAGGGAAAAAAUCAGGAAGAAAAGGACAAGUGUAGCAGCAACACUGUACUUUACCAGAUUCUGGAUGGAGAAUUGACAAGGGGCAAAACCAUGUUGUAUCGCUAUGAUUUUGGAGAUGAUUGGGAGCAUAUUAUGGUUUGCGGGGGACGAGCAGAUCCAAGCGUGAACUUCGAACUUUUAGGCGGGGAAGGCCAUGGAUGUGCAGAGGAUGUAGGUGGACCUAGUGGAUGGAUCAAAUUACUCGAAGCUUAUGAUUCAAAUAACCCGACAAAAGAUCAGCGACAAACUAUAGAUUGGUUCGAGGAAGAAGCACAUAACAAAGAUUCAUAUGGCCUCCGAGGAGCAGCAAAAUACACAUGGGACAAAGAAAAAUUGAAUAUAGCUCUCAAGGAGCUCGACACUUCCAGCCUAUCUGGAGAUGCUUUAUCAAUUCUUCUGGUGUCCCUGGGCAAGGAGUAUUGGUUCGAUGGGAUGUAUGUCGAUGUGAUUGCCAAGCUUCGCUCUAAAACCACGGUCAGAGAAGUAACGGAUAGCAUAUCAGCAAUGAAACACGUCAGGAAUGCAAUCCAGAACUAUCUCGCCAUCAUAGUUACUGACGCGGUUUUCAUGCUACCUACAUACCUUGCGAUCAACCGAGAAUUAAUUGAGUACGUCAAAUCAGGUGGGACAGUAAUAUUCGGCUUCAUGAUUGCAAAUCUUGCAGAGCCACCAACAUUUGAGAAGUACUUCAGUAGUUCAGGCUGGGGCCUCAACUGGAAAUUUGGCACUUAUACUCGAGAUACAUACGAAGUCAACAGUCAGGCCCACCUCACGAAAAGCUGCAAAGCUACCUUGGAGUCUUACGGCAUGAAAGCUCUCAGUUUAAAGAACGCCAAGCCAGAAGAUAGAGUGUACGCAGGUCCUGGUAGCGCUAGGAAUCAGAGUCCCGCUAUUUUUGCCAAAUAUGGAAGAAAUGAGACUAAGCAGGGUUAUGUAGGUUGGCUUGGUGAUGUAAAUGUUGAGGAGGGGACGACCAAGUUGCUUUUAGCAAUGUGUGGCUUUUGA
Botrytis fragariae is the source of this 1347-nucleotide messenger RNA. Its product is annotated as putative u1biquitin-specific peptidase protein. Bases 1 to 1347 code for a protein of 448 amino acids. The transcript is spliced from 2 exons. The record is from RefSeq and is a predicted model, not a curated record. NCBI's taxonomy places the organism in Eukaryota, Fungi, Ascomycota, Leotiomycetes, Helotiales, Sclerotiniaceae.